Molecule: messenger RNA, 14613 nt
Organism: Pediculus humanus corporis (human body louse)
Lineage: Eukaryota; Metazoa; Arthropoda; Insecta; Psocodea; Pediculidae
Product: ciliary dynein heavy chain, putative
Exons: 1
Coding region: 1-14613 (4870 amino acids)
Biological process (GO): microtubule-based movement
Cellular component (GO): dynein complex
Molecular function (GO): dynein light intermediate chain binding; minus-end-directed microtubule motor activity; ATP hydrolysis activity
Source: RefSeq, a predicted model, not a curated record
AUGGCUCAAGAUUACAGAUUGAUUUGGAUCCGUGAAAAAGUUUUGACGUUUUUAAACGAAGAAAAUUCUUCGGAACUUUUUGACGAAUUGCUAUUAGAAGAUAAUGGAAAAGUAGAAGAUAAUCUUGUUGCUUUUUUAAACGAUGAAAUAUUCGGACCCCAAGAUUUACAUAAAAGACUUUGUUUUUUUUAUAAAACAUAUUAUGAUAAAAUUAUAGAAGAAGAAAUUACCAUUAAAGAAGAAAUAGUUGAAGAAAUUGAAGAAGAAACUAAUGACGUUCCAGAAGUUCAUGAAAAAAAAAAGACCGGUAAAUCUGGUAAUAAAACUUCGCCUCGUAAGAAAAAAGAAAAACAGGGUGGGAAAAAAUCGGCAGAACCUUCUCCGCCUCCUCCUAAAACGACAAGUGCUUCACCGGAAGAAACUGAAAAUGCUGAAUCGCCCGAUGAAAAUACUCAAACGGCGGCUCAAAACGAUUCGGAAAGUCCAAAACAAAUAUUAGAAACCUCUACUCAAACAACUACUAAGGGAAAACACAAACCUAAAAAAGUUAAACAUAAAGGUCCGAAAGGGAAGAAAGACAGUCCAGUAACUGCUAUUGAAAAUACGGUUGAAGAAGUUGAGGAAGAAAAACCUUACAUUUUGGUAAAUAAAAUCGUCGAGAGGGUCGUACAAGCUCCCCGAAUAAAUGUUCAUUUCGGUUACUUGGAAGGAGAAUCCACUCCUCAAAAUCACAGAUUAGUUUUUUUUUUACGACAAAGAGAACAAUCCGUCAUCAAUUUCGAAAACUACGAAAGAGCUUGUUCCAUCAUGCCGAGUAUUUUUUUAGUAGGGUCAACUAGAGGACAACACUUGAGCAGUGCUAAUAAAAUUGUCAAAAGUGUAUUCAUACCAUUGGUGGAAAAACAAUUUCGCGAACCGGAAUUGAUAAUGGCCGCCGUGCAACCGGGAAGAAAAAAAUCUCAACUCACGGAUGAAGAAGAUGAAAAAGAUGACGGAAACGAACAUGCUUUCGGAGGAGGAACCGCAAUAAACGUUAAUUUUUUAAGGCCUUCCGAUUAUCGAAGACUUUCUGUGAACGUCAAAAAACUCGAAGAAGAUGAAGUAAUGCGAUCGGUAUUUUUAAAAGAGCCAGAAAUAAAAAAAAGCCCUUCGGACAUACUUUCAAAAGCUUCUGAAGAAAAAAAAAAGACUCAUAUAAAAAAAGAAGAAUUGCCGCAAGAGAAAAUGUCAACGAAAUUAGAUUUAAUCGAAGAUUUAGAAAUGCUGUCUCAGAACAUAAGUUGGACGCAAGAGCAUUUAAAGGAAGUCGUUUUGCUCGAACUUCCCGAUGUCGAAUGGGAAACCAAAUGCAAGGAAGAUUUAAUAUCGGAUCCCGCGGCUUUGUCCGCAAUGGAACAAGCGGCAAUCACGUGGGAAAAACUAAUAAGUCAAACGAUGAAUUUAUACCUGGCGAAAAAACCGGAUGAUAUAAAUCCAAUUUCGGAAUAUGAUUUUUGGCACGAUAGAGAAGCAGGACUCAGUUUAUUGGUAGAACAAAUCAAAGCCAAACCCGUGGCAAGCGUUAUGAGCACUCUGAGAUUAGCCGGAUCUAAAAACAUAGUUGAUUUAAGCGUGGCAGAAACGGAAUUGUUGAAACAUUAUGCGGAGGCGAGAGACAACGUUAAAUUUCUAUUGACCAUUUUGCGACAUUUGAAAACCAUUACGUAUUCUUAUUCGUAUAGAGCAAUUCAAUUAACUCUUCCUGGCCUUAUCGACGGCCUACACAUGAUGUGGAUUCUAUCAAAAUAUUACAAUUCGGAUGAGAUAAUGGUUUCUUUUAUAAGUCGAAUAUCCGUGAACCUUUGUCAAAAAGUUUCGAGCGCAUUGAAACCCGCCACAAUAUUUAAGAGUCCUCUCGAUAUUAUUUUAAUAAAAACAAAAGAAGCCGCGAGCAUGUUGAAACAGUGGAAAAUUAGCUACCUGAAAACGAGAAAAAAAAUAGAAAUCGUCGGAAGGGGUCAAAGGUGGGAAUUCGAUCAGAAAAAACUAUUCUUCGAAUCCGAGUACGUGGCAUCCGUAUGCGAAGACUUGUAUAAUGUUGCUUUGGUGAUUCAGCAAUUUAAAAAAAUUUUCGGUCCGAAACUUAAAUCGAUCAUAAGCGAUCCGGGACAAAUCGAUGCCGUCAUUAAAAGAGUCGAAAAUCUUUUGACGUCAAUUGAAACGGCGGAUUUUGAUAUUUACAAACCGACUUGUAAAGAAAAUUGGGAUUCCAUCGUUGAGUCGUUUUAUAAAGAAGUUAGACAGUUGGAAAAAGAAGCCAAAAUUUUCAUUGACGAAUCCUUUAAAAUACUGAGGUCCUCCGAAGAAGCGUUAGAAAUGCUAAUAAAAUUCAAACAUUUAAAAACUCGUAAUUCCAUUCAAGAACAACUCAUGACGAAAUUUGACGUCAUAAUGCAACAGUUCAGCAAAGAAAUAUCCAUAAUUGAGUAUUUGUUUAACAGAGGUAAAAAAAAACCUCCCAUUCUCAGGUAUUUGCCACCGGAAAGCGGAGCCAUAUUUUGGGAAAGGCAAUUAUUCAUGCGUUUAAAAAAACCCAUUCUGGCAUAUCAAAAAAUAAAAGAGCUCGAAAAUUCGGAAUUGAAAGAAAGAGCUUUCGAAGAGUAUUUAAAAUUGGCCAAACGCAUGAAAGCAUUCGAAGAAUCUAAAUUUGAAGCUUGGUGUGCAAACGCUUUGCCCGUUUGCGAAGUUGCUUUGAAACGCUCCGUUUUGAAAUUAGAUCAUUACAAAAGGCCUUUGGACCAAGUUAAAAAAGAUUUCAAGAAAAAAAAUCUCAUGACAAUAACUCGGCAUUUCAACGAAAAAAAAUUUCAAGAUGGAACAGCGAGCAUGAGAUCGGUAUUGUCGCAGGAAAACGCUUCCCAAAAAUCAAUUGAAUUUUCUCAACAGAAUUUUGCAUUGUCUAAAAUGUCCGCAAGUCGUAUCGUUAUUCACGGAGGCACAGGGGGGAGCUACGGUUUAACAGCUAAAAGUUCGAGUAAAAGAAAAUCAAGUUUGGUUUUACCACCCAUACACACAAAUAGUUUAUCUUCGGCCAUGAUAAAAAAAUUCACCCCUCAAAUGACUUGGGGAGAAUUUGUUAACGAUAGUAUAUUGGUUGAUUUUCAUUUGAGAUUUCAAGUUAAUUUUGCCGACCAAGUUUUUGACAUAAUAGCGGAAGCGGAAUUGAUGGAAUAUUUAGGGUAUCAAAUACCUAAUUCGAUAAAAAGCGUUUCAAUUCAAAAAGAUCGUUUGCAGUGGGAUCUUUUGGCCGUUAAAAAAAUGGUGAACGAUUACAACGAAGCCGUCGACGGUUUGAGUUUGUCGGAGCUUCAAUUCACAAAAGAAAUACUCAAGGAUGUCGAAAGACAAAUACAGCCGGGAUUAACGAGAUUUAAUUGGAAUUCGUUAGGGAUUCAAGAAUACGUGGAAGGUUGCGAAAGAACAUUGAAAAACCUCACGACGACAGCCAAACAAAUCAUAAGGAUAGAAAAAGAAAUCGAAUCGAAAAUAUCAUGUUUGGAACAAUUCAAUUUGUUUUCCGGAACGAAACCGAGCGAUAGUUUGAGACGUUUAGAGUGUAAAGAAUUUUUCACAGACAUGGAACAAUCGAGAAUAAAAACGGUGAACGACAUGCUUCUCAUUUACAACGGAGUCGGACCCAUAUUAAUGAAAUUGGAAAGUCUCGUUCAUCACACGUCUUCCGGUGCUUCACCUUUCAUGACACUUUUUUACGCAUCCUGGGAGAAAAAAAUUUUUUCCAAUUUACUCGAAAUGACUGUGAGAAAUUUAAUUGAUUUCGAUAAGGCUUUAAACACUAAGGAGGCCAUGUUUGAAAUAGCUGUCGUUUUGGCCGUUCCGGAUGUUAUUGUGAGACCUUCGUCUCCGGAAGUUCACAAUAUUAUAAUUCACAACGUUAAAGAUUUCAUGGGCAAGUUAAAAUUGUUUCCCAGGUGGAUGGACGGCACGUGCGUGCCUUGCGAACCUCAAAAACAAGCCGACUCCGAUGAUUAUUAUUUAUUUUCUUUUUUCGAAGACGUCGUUCAAAUUCAAUUGGUUAACGAUUUGAUAACUAAAAUCCAGGACACCGUUUUACGCAUUGUGUCCGAUUGCGUGAGAAGGUUGAUGCGAUGGAGAAAAUAUCGAAAUCUUUGGAUAUAUGAUAAAAAUUUAACUUGCGAUAAAUUUUGUUCGAAAAAUCCGGUACUAUCGGAUUACGAUGAAAAGUUCAGCUUUUACGCACAAGUCAGUUCGGAAUUGACCGAACUCGUUCCGUACGAGGACGUGUAUUGCGUGAGAUUAAAUCUUCAGCCGAUAAUCGACAGCGUUCAAAACUAUUGCAUAGGAUGGAAAGAAGCUUUAGGGAUUAGAUUAUCGGAAAAUACGAGGGAAGCCAUGAAUAAUUUUCAAAAAUUUAUAAAUGACUUGAGACAAAAUCUAAAUCAAAAAAUAACAUCUUUGGAUUCGUUUAAAUCAACUUUAAAGACAGUGACCAACAUUCAAAAAUCUACCGUGUCCGCGGAAAUCCAAUACAAAGAAUUUCAAGAAAGGUAUCACAUUCUUAAACUUCAUAAAAUUGAAGUGGCAGAAGAAGAUGUUCAAAUGUCUAUCACGUUGGAAGAAGAAUGGAAAAAUUUAUACAUAUCAGCUUUAUACAGGGCUCAAACGUUUCAAGCAACGAAAGAAAGAUUUUCGCUUCUCACCCAGGAUCAAAUAUCAGAUUUUAUGAUAGUCGUAAAUGAACUCGUAACAAAAUUUUACGCGGAAGGCCCGGGAACGUUUUACAAUGAUCUCGAUCAGGGUGUCAUCGUGACGGAAGAAUAUGAAAAACUAUUCAACGACUUCGAAGAGAGAAAAAAAGAAUUGACUCUAGCGGAAACUCUGUUCGAUUUACCUUCCGGCGAUUAUCAUAAUUUUAUAAAAGCCAAAGCAGAAUUUGAAGGUUUGAAAAAUAUUUUCCUCAUUUACAAAAAUCAAAAAUUGGCUCAGGAACAAUGGGCAAAAACUCUAUGGGUAAAUUUGAAUCCGAGCACUUUGGUCGACGGCAUGGAAAAUUUUAUGAAAGAUUUUAAAAAGCUCAAAAAGGAUUUGAGGCAGUCUCCCGUCGGUUCGGCCAUAGAACAAAAAAUGAAAGAAUUUAAAGAUACCAUACCACUGAUGGUCGAACUUAAAAAUGAAGCUUUGCGUGAUAGACAUUGGAAACUCCUUAUGGAAAAAACUGGACAAGUUUUCGAUAUGUCUCCCGAUCGUUUUACUUUGGAAAACAUGUUCACGAUGGAAAUUCACAGGUAUACCGAUAUCGUUGAAGAAAUAAUAGCAGCCGCCGUACGAGAAUUGUCCAUUGAAAAAGGUGUGAAAGAAAUUCAGGAAAUUUGGAAAAAUAUGGCUUUCACUAUUUUACCUCAUUUUAAAGGAAUCGAAGACAGAGGUUUUGUUUUGGGUUCCGUUGAUGAAAUAAUGCUCGUGCUGGAAGAUAACGCCAUGAAUUUACAAAGCAUGGCCACCUCUCAGUUUAUCGGACCCUUUCUCGGCGCGGUUCAAAAAUUAGAAAAAAGUUUAGCCGUCAUCGCCGAAGUGAUUGAAGUCUGGAUACAAACUCAGAGGAAGUGGAUGUAUUUGGAGGGGAUUUUCGUCGGGGGCGAUAUUAGAUUUCAAAUUCCUGACGAGGCAAAAAAAUUUGACGACCUUGAUAAAUCGUUCAGGAGAAUCAUGGUCGAGGCUUAUAAGAGACCAAACGUGAGAGAAUGUUGCGAAGUUAGCGGACGACUUCCUGAAUUAAUGGCACUCGGUUUGGGUCUUGAAAAAUGUCAAAAAUCCCUUAACGAGUAUUUAGAUUCUAAGAGGAAUGCUUUUGCUAGAUUCUUUUUCCUGUCGGAUGAUGAGCUUUUAUCCAUAUUGGGAAGCACAGAUGCAACGUGCAUUCAAGAACACAUGGUGAAAAUAUUUGACAACAUUGGGUCUUUGAAAUUCGAGUCUCGGCCUCCCGACAAAAUCGUGGCUUUGGCAAUGAUUUCUUGCGAAAAAGAAAUACUGGAAUUUCGAAACUACGUUUUGGCGGAGGGACGAAUAGAAGACUGGAUGAAUGACAUUUUAGCGGAAAUGCGUAAAUCCAAUCGUUAUAUAACUAAAAAAUCUAUUUACGACUACGGGAAAACCAGGAGGCCGAGGACGGAAUGGAUGCUCAAUUAUCAAGGAAUGGUUUGCCUGGCGGCUAGUCAGGUGUGGUGGACUGCCGAAGUGGAAAAUGUAUUUUAUAAAAUUUCAACAGGAAAUCACAAGGCGAUGAAAAUUUAUUUGGAACAAUUGAACGGACAGCUGGACGAAUUAGUGGUUCGAAUCAGAGGAGAAUUGACGAAAAAUGAGAGGAAAAAAUUUAACACGGUUUUAAUAAUAGAUGUUCACUCGCGAGAUAUCAUCGAGGAUUUUGUACGGGAUAACAUAACCGACUCUCAAGAAUUCGAAUGGGAAAGUCAAUUGCGUUUUUAUUGGAUAAAGGAAGCGGAUAAUUUGAUGGUGAAACAAUGCACCGGAAUUUUCGAGUACGGGUACGAAUACAUGGGAUUAAAUGGACGGCUCGUCAUAACACCUCUCACCGAUCGCAUAUACCUCACGAUCACUCAAGCGUUGUCAAUGCAGCUCGGAGGUGCUCCGGCUGGUCCCGCAGGAACCGGAAAAACGGAAACGACGAAAGAUUUAGCAAAAGCACUGGGUUUGCUAUGCAUGGUCACGAAUUGCGGUGAAGGAAUGGACCACAAGGCUUUUGGAAAAAUUUUAAACGGAUUAUGCCAAUGCGGAGCUUGGGGGUGCUUUGACGAAUUCAAUAGAAUCGACAUUUCCGUACUUUCGGUUAUUUCAACGCAAUUGCAAACCAUUCGCAACGCGAAGUUGCUCAAGUUAAAAAAAUUCAAUUUUGAAAAUCAAGAAAUUACUUUGGAUUCUAAAGUUGGAAUAUUCGUUACCAUGAAUCCGGGGUACGCAGGUAGAACGGAAUUACCCGAAUCAGUUAAAGCUCUUUUCCGACCCGUGGUUUGCAUAGUUCCAGAUUUGGAAAUGAUAUGUCUCAUAAUGCUUUUUUCCGAAGGAUUUUUAGAAGCGAAAAUUUUAGCUAAAAAAAUGACCGUUUUAUAUAAGCUGGCUCAAGAGCAGUUGUCAAAACAAUCGCAUUACGAUUUCGGUUUAAGAGCUUUAAAAUCCGUGCUCGUUAUGGCGGGAGAAUUAAAGCGCGGAGCUCAAGAGUUACCAGAGGACGUCGUGCUCAUGAGAGCUUUGAGAGAUAUGAACCUUCCCAAGUUUAUUUUCGAUGAUGUGCCUUUAUUUUUGGGCUUGAUAACGGACUUGUUUCCCGGAUUAGAGUGUCCGAGAGUUGGAUAUCCCAAUUUCAAUGCUGCCGUUGAGAAGGCUCUUAGAGAAGACAACUACGAAAUUCUACCUGAUCAGAUGGAUAAAGUGGUGCAAAUGUACGAAACGAUGAUGACGCGUCAUUCAACGAUGAUAGUUGGACCUACGGGAGGGGGAAAGACCGUUGUCAUUCAAACCUUGCAAAAAGCUCAAACGGCUCUCGAUCUUCCUACCAAAUUGUACGUGCUAAAUCCUAAAGCUUGUUCCGUGACCGAACUCUACGGUGUUUUAGACCCGGUUACACGUGAUUGGACGGACGGUUUACUUUCUUGCAUAUUUAGAGAAAUAAACAAACCCAUUGAGAACCCGGAACGACGCUACAUACUUUUCGACGGAGAUGUCGAUGCCCUGUGGAUUGAAAAUAUGAACUCCGUCAUGGACGAUAAUAAACUUUUAACUUUAGCCAAUGGAGAGCGAAUCAGACUUCUUCCUCAUUGUGCUCUUCUUUUCGAGGUGGGGGAUUUAAGUUACGCGUCUCCGGCCACGGUUUCUCGCGCCGGUAUGGUGUACGUCGACCCGAAAAAUUUGGGCUAUCUUCCCUACUGGAACAAAUGGGUGAAUAUUAGAAAAGGCACGGAGGAUCACAAAGAAAAAUUACAUGAUGUUUUUCAAAAAAUAGCAGUGCCAACGUUAAAAUACGUACUUGAAGGUAUACUGGGGGCUCAAGCAGUGAAACCUUUGAAACUCAUCAUUCAUCAAACGGCGCUUAACAUGAUUGUUCAAUUAUGCAACAUGUUAGAUUCACUCAUACCGGGUCAGGCGGAAGAAAGUAAGGAAUGGCCUGAGGAAGUCACCGAAGCAGUUUUCAUAGAGAGCGUAUAUUGUUCCUUGGGGGCUGCCAUUGUAGUUGAUAACAGAUCAGAAUUUGAUGAAUUCGUUAAGAAAUGCACCGGCAUGGUAAUUAUAGAUGAUUCGGAAAAUAAAAAAGCUUCCCUGACAAUGCUUCCAAGUGAUUUUCCCACGCUCUAUCAUUAUUUUGUAAAUAUAACCGAUCAGGAAUGGGUGGCUUGGAAGUGGAUCGUUCCCGAAUACGUUCACGAUCCGCUGAAAAACUUCAGUGAAAUUUUAGUGCCAACAAUAGAUACUUGCAGAACCGAUUGGUUGUUGGAGCUCAUGAAUAAAAUAGGGAGACCAGUAGUUUUGGUCGGCGAAACCGGAACGUGUAAAACUGCCAUCAUACAAGAUUUUCUCAGAAGGCUUUCUUCCGAGUAUUUCCUUCAGCUAAACGUGAAUUUUUCCUCUCGGACCAAUUCUAUGGACGUUCAAAAAAACAUUGAGUCCGCCGUAGAAAAGCGAACAAAAGAUAUAUACGGUCCGCCCAUUGGUAAAAAGUUCAUAGUGUUCAUCGAUGAUUUGAACAUGCCUCAAGUGGACGAUUACGGCACUCAACAACCAAUUGCUCUUUUGAAACUUCUUUUCGAAAGGGGAGGUUUUUACGAUCGUGGAAAAGAGCUCAAUUGGAAACAAAUAAAAGACACUUGCUUUUUGGCUGCCAUGGGUAAAGCGGGAGGGGGAAGAAACGAAGUUGAUCCUCGGUUUAUUUCCAUGUUUUCGGUGUUCAAUUUAACUUUUCCUUCGGACGAAACGGUCACGUACAUAUACCGAUCCAUUUUGAGCGGUCAUUGCUUGAAUUUAUCUGAAGAGAUUCAAGAGGUCAUUCCCACACUAAUUGAAAUGACGUUAAAUCUGUACAAAGCCAUAAUCAUUGAAUUGCCUCCGACUCCGUCGAAAUUUCACUACAUAUUCAAUUUAAGGGAUUUAUCCAGGAUUAUCGCGGGCGUGUGUCAAAUUCAAAACGUUUUUUUCCAAACUCAAGUGCAUGUGGUGAGAGUUUGGAGAAAUGAAUUUUCCAGAGUUAUUUGCGACCGUCUCAUUAAUACCACCGAUCAAGAACUGGUAAAGGGAAAAAUUUUAAAUGAAAUAGAAAAACAUUUUGAAGACAAUCCGGAACUUAUCGAGCUUGUCAUGAGAGAACCUUUGUUGUUUGGAGAUUAUCGAAACGCGUGUGCCGGAGGAGACGAAGAACGUUACUACGAAGAUCUUUUAGACUAUGACGCUGUGUAUUUUCUAUUUCAAGAAAUAUUAGCAGAGUUUUGCGAAAAGUACGGUAAAGUAGAAUUGGUGCUUUUUGACGAUGCUUUGGAGCAUUUAACUAGAAUCCACAGAGUUCUUCGUAUGAAUCGAGGACACAUGAUGAUCAUCGGAGUGGGAGGUAGCGGAAAACAGAGUUUGACUCGGUUGGCGUCAUUUGCGGCUGGCUGUGUUGUUUUUGAAAUUACUUUGAGUCGUGGUUACAAUGAAAAUAAUUUCAAAGAAGACUUGAAAAAACUUUUCAAUCAAAUCGGAGUGGAAAGAAAACCGACGGUGUUUCUAUUUUCGGCUUCUCAAAUAGCCGAGGAAGGAUUUUUAGAGAUAAUAAAUAAUAUACUCGCCGUGGGAAUGACUCCGGCUCUUUUCACGGAUGAGGAAAGAGAUGGAAUUAUAAAUAGUGUGCGGGGUUUUGCUAAGGAUGCGGGUUUCGGCGUCGGAAAAGAAGAAGUUUGGAAUUAUUUCAAAAAGAAAUGCAUGCAAAACCUGCACGUUGUCUUAUCCAUGUCUCCCGGUGGCGACAGUCUAAGGACCAGAUGUCGAAAUUUUCCAGGUCUCGUUAAUAACACGACAAUUAAUUGGGUGUUUCCUUGGCCCUUACAAGCAUUGAAUGCCGUGGCCAAAGUCUUUUUAGGUGAAAAUUCUAAUCUUCCCGAAGAACACCGGGAAAAUAUUAUAGCCCACGUAGUGUACGUUCAUUCAUCGCUAGGAAAAUACACCACGGAUUUUCUCACUCAGCUUAGACGCAAGAACCAUGUCACUCCAAGACACUACUUAGACUUUAUAUCCACUUAUUUAGUUUUGUUGGAGCAGAAAAAUCAAUUCAUCGUAGCACAAUGCGAGAGAUUAGAAGGUGGUAUGUUGAAAAUUGCCGAAGCAAGCGUUCAAUUGGCAGAAUUAAAUGCGAAAUUGGAAAUUCAACAAGUGGCCGUGUCGAAAAAAACAUCCGGUUGCGAAGAGCUUUUAGCCAGAAUAUCAAGUGCGACAGAAAUAGCAAACGAAAAAAAAAACGAUGUGAUAACUAAAAAGCUCGAAAUAGAGGAACAGGAAAAAAUAAUCAUGUCUGAAAAAACGGAGGCUCAAGAAAUAUUAGAUGCCGCUUUACCCGCUCUGGAAAUUGCCAGAGCCGCUUUAAGCGAUCUUGAUAAAUCCGACAUAACGGAAAUCCGUUCCUUUGCGACACCGCCCCAAGCGGUACAAAUUGUUUGCGAAUGCGUUCUAAUAUUGAUGGGAGUUAAAGAAAUCUCGUGGAAAUCGGCCAAAGGAGUCAUGGCGGAUCCGGGAUUUUUAUACCGACUCAAAGAAAUGAAUUGCGAUUUGAUAACGCAAAAUCAACAGAAAACUUGUAAAGCUCACGCAAAGGGUUUGCCACCGGAUUUAAAAGCGGUCAGCAAAGCUGGUCACGGAUUAAUGAUGUUCGUAGACGCGGUUUUGGGCUACUGUGCCGUAUUUAAAGAAGUUAAACCGAAAAAAGAAAAAGUCGAACAAUUGGAAAUAGAGUAUGAAAAAUCUGAAAAGUAUCUUAAAAAGUUAAUGGGCGAAAUUGCGAAAAUUGAAGAGCAGUUGGAAGUGUUAAACGAGCAUUACAUGAAAGCAAUGGGAGAGCGUCAAAUCCUACAAGAGGAAACGGACUUGAUGAUGAAACGAUUAACGGCCGCGGAUAAAUUAAUAAGCGGAUUAAGCUCGGAAAAUACUCGUUGGUCGAACGAACUUGAUCAACUUCACAUAGAAAAAGAACAAUUGAUUGGUAACUGCCUUUUAUCCGCGUCUUUUCUCAGCUACGUCGGUCCCUUUAGCUACGAAUUUCGUAAAGCCAUGAUUUACGAUGACUGGAAAAAUAGUUUGAUAGAAAAAGAGUUGCCCGUAACCCUUUCUUACAGGCUGGAAACAUCGUUGUCGGAUGAUGUUGAAAUCAGUAAGUGGAAUUCGGAAGGGCUUCCUCCGGAUGAAUUGUCCGUUCAAAAUGGUAUUUUAACCCUUCGAGGUUCCAGGUUUCCCGCUUGCAUUGAUCCCCAACAGCAAGCUCUUAACUGGAUAAAAAAAAAAGAAGAAAAACAUUUAAAAAUUUCAUCAUUUAACGAUGCUGAUUUUUUAAAACAUUUGGAAAUGGCCAUUAAAUACGGGUUUCCAUUCCUGUUUCAAGACGUUGAUGACUACAUCGAUCCCGUCAUUGAUAACGUUUUAGAAAAAAAAUGGAAAACGGUUACCGGAAGAGUAUAUGUUAAUUUAGGCGAUAAAGAAGUCGAUAUAGAUCCAAAGUUUCGCUUGUACUUAACAACUAAACUCGCGAACCCGGGAUGGGCCCCCUCAGUCUACACUAAAGCCAUCGUUAUAAACUAUUCGGUCACCAAUUCCGGUUUGGAAGAUCAAUUGUUGAGCGUCGUGGUGAGACACGAAAGGCCGGAUUUAGAGGAACAACGAGAAAAUCUCAUAGAAGAAACUUUUGUCAAUAAAAAUCUUUUGAAAAGUUUAGAGGAUUCGCUUCUUCGCGAGUUAUCAACGUCGACGGGAAACAUGCUGGACAACGAAGAGCUCGUCGAAACAUUAGAACACACGAAAUCAAAAGCGAGCGAAGUCACGGCAAAACUUAAAUUAGCUGAAGUCACUUCAAUAGACAUUGAUAAACUUCGAAACGGUUACAGGUCGGUGGCCAAAAGGGGUGCCGUAUUAUUUUUCCUUCUGUCGGACAUGGCUGGAGUCAAUCCGAUGUAUCAAUAUUCCCUGAAUUCUUAUUUGAAAGUUUUCUCACAUUCCUUGAGCAGAGCUCAUCUCGAUGCGAUGCUAUCCCGUAGAUUAAAAAAUAUAAUAAAAACUCUAACGAAAAACGUUUACGAUUACGGGUGCACCGGCAUUUUCGAAAAGCACAAACUCUUGUUUUCAUUUCAAAUGACCAUGAAGUUGGAACUGAGCGAAGGACGGGUCAAUCAGGAUCAGCUUAAUUUUUUCAUAAAGGGAAAUGUUUCUCUGGAAAAAUCACCGAAAAAAAAUCCGACCAAGUGGCUUUCGUCUCAGGGAUGGGAAGAUAUAAUUAAGCUUGCCACGGAUUUCCCCGAAAAGUUUGCCUCGCUACCCACCGACAUUGAAGAAAAUAACUCUUUGUGGAAGGAUUGGUGCGAUUUAGAUAUCCCCGAAGCAGUCCCAUUCCCCAAUGGGUAUUCAAAAAAAAUAACUCCUUUUGAGCGGUUAAUGUUCGUUCGGUGUUUUCGAGUCGAUAGAAUAUAUAGAUGUGUGGUGAAUUUUAUAACGACCGCCAUGGGUGAAGAAUUCGUUACCCCGCCUGUUAUUAGUUUGGAUGACAUUUUCGAUCAGAGCUCGCCUUUAAUGCCCGUCGUGUUCAUACUCAGUCCGGGAUCGGAUCCUACGAGCGAAUUAAUGAAACUUGCCGAUAGGUGUGCAAUGGGAGGAGGAAAAUUUAAAUAUUUAUCACUCGGGCAGGGUCAGGAGGCGACGGCUCUUUCCUUUUUAAACGUAGCCGUUAAUCGUGGGCAAUGGUUGAUGCUCCAAAAUUGUCAUCUCCUCAUACCCUUUGUUCGAAUCGUUGAAAAAGACCUUGAAAAAGUCACAAAACCUCAUCCGGAUUUCCGGUUAUGGCUGACUACCGACGCGACCCCAUCUUUUCCGAUAGGAAUUUUGCAGAGAUCUUUGAAAGUUGUGACGGAGGCUCCGAACGGUUUAAAAUUAAACUUACGAAACACUUAUUUUAAAGUUAGAAGUUCCACUUUGGAGUCUUGCCCUCAUCCGUGUUUCAAGUCAUUGGUUUACGUUUUGGCAUUUUUUCACGCUGUCGUUCAAGAGAGAAGAAAAUUUGGUAAAAUCGGAUGGAACAUUAAUUACGAUUUUAAUGAAUCCGAUUUUUCCGUUUGCACCCAGAUAUUAGAUACUUAUUUAACUAAAAUGUUUGACGCCAAAGACAGUAGAAUUCCUUGGAAUAGUUUAAAAUACCUCAUAGGCGAAGUUAUGUACGGGGGCAGAGUAAUCGAUAAUUUCGAUAGGAGGAUAGUCAAGACGUACAUGAACGAGUACAUGGGUGAUUUUCUAUUUGACUCAUUUCAACCCUUUUCCUUUUUCAAAGAUAGUUCUGUGGAUUAUAAAAUACCCAAUGAUGGAGAAAAAGAAGACUACAUAGCUUACAUAGAUUUACUUCCGUUGGUUAAUUCUCCAGAUGUUUUCGGAUUGCAUCCGAACGCGGAGAUCGGGUAUUACACGAAUGCGGCCAAAGACAUGUGGACGUACCUCAUCGAAUUGCAACCCCAAACCGGCGUGAGUAAGGGCGGAAUAAGCAGAGAAGAAUUCAUCGAUAAUGUGUGCAAAGACAUAAUAUCUAAAAUACCCCACGAAUUUGACAUGCCUAAAAUUAGAAAACAAUAUGAAAUGACUCUCACUCCCACAAUAAUUGUUUUGUUGCAAGAACUCGAGAGAUUUAAUAAAUUGUUGGAAAACAUGACUCAGAGUUUAAAUAAUUUAAGAAAAGCAUUGGCCGGUGAAAUUGGUAUGGAUUCCAUUUUAGACAACAUUUCGGUUUCUUUGUUCAACGGACAAAUUCCUAAUUCGUGGAGAAAGUUAAUACCUGCGACGAGAAAAACUUUGGGGAGUUGGAUGGAACACUAUUUACGAAGGAUAGCACAGUACACGACUUGGAUCUCUUUGGGAGAUCCCGUUGUUAUAUGGCUAUCGGGUCUUCACAUACCAGAAUCGUAUUUGACGGCUUUGGUGCAAAUGUCCUGCAGGAAAAACGGUUGGCCGUUGGACAAAUCGACUUUGUACACGGCCGUAACCAAAUACAAAAAUCACGACGAGGUAGAAGAUAGACCGGAUCAAGGAUGUUUUGUCGAAGGUCUUUAUCUCGAAGGUGCCAGAUGGGAUAUAGAAAAGGGAGAAUUGAAAAAAUCUCUUCCGAAAAUAUUAGUCGAAGAAUUACCUGUUUUGAAAAUUAUACCCGUCGAAAGGCACAGGCUCAAGCUUCAAAAUACAUUGAGGACUCCUGUUUACACGACAUCUCUCCGAAGGAACGCGAUGGGGGUCGGUUUGGUUUUCGAAGCGGAUUUAAGCACAUGCGAACAUUCGAGCCAUUGGAUUUUGCAAGGAGUUUGCCUCAUGUUAAACACCGAUUAA